GAAGAAAUGGCCAGUUCUCAGGCACUGCUGACAUUCAGGGAUGUGGCCAUAGAAUUCUCCCAGGAGGAGUGGGGAUGCCUGAACCUCGUUCAGCGGGAAUUGUACAGGGAUGUGAUGUUAGAGAACUACGGACACCUCCUCUUCCUGGGUCUCAUUCUGUCAAAGCCAGACCUGAUAAUGUUUUUGGAGCAAGAGAAGCAGCUCUGGGAUGUGAAGAGAACGGAGACAGUAGCCUUUCAUCCAGGUAGGUGGGAAUGA
This is a messenger RNA of Neomonachus schauinslandi (Hawaiian monk seal), 258 nucleotides long. Its product is annotated as putative protein ZNF720. The transcript has 3 exons. The record is from RefSeq and is a predicted model, not a curated record. The coding region runs from base 7 to 258 and encodes 83 amino acids. Gene Ontology annotation, biological process: regulation of DNA-templated transcription. Lineage: Eukaryota; Metazoa; Chordata; Mammalia; Carnivora; Phocidae.